AUGUACGAUGGAAUGGACAAGCCGUUAUUUGGCGAGGCAAGGCCCAGGGUAUGUGCAAUUUCGCAAUGUUUUGGAGUCGUAAAUGCGCGGAAGUGUUUAACAGAGAGGUCACGAGCUUUUGCCAUACGACUAAUUGCGUGCAAUAAAAAACUCCGGUAAAAUAACGAAAAGUUACCGUUUAUUGUGACGGGAGUACAUACUUUAUAUCGACGUCCAAUAACUGGGCCAAAAAAAAUACCAGAGUGUUUGUUGUGCCAAAGGGGCUAAUUACAUGUAAGCUUAUGAAUCGAUAUUCCGCUAAAUAGUAUAUCCUUUCAUAGUAAUAAUUUCUUUGUUUACUGGAAGUUAGUGAUUUGAGCAAAACUUGUGUGCACCUUUAUUUUCUCAUGUAAAGUAGGGAAAUUCUGACGAAAACAAGCCGAUUUAUCAAAUUUAUUUUUUUAUACUGGUAGUUUAUAUUAUUUGAUACAAGAAUUUGUUGUCAAUUGCCACUUCAGUGUUACUAAAUAAGUGGCAUACAUGUGAGUUGACCUCAGAUUUAUGAAGAAUUAUUUUACCAGAGCAAUAACAUUAAUUUCGUACUGUGAAUGUUAGAUGCAAUUGUAAAAUUAUGCUAUUAAACUUUUUUUUCUUCGCUUUUCGUGAAAGGUUGCUUGUAAUGCGGGCUAUACUUCAACACAUCCUGCUCAUUAACAUUGUUUUCUGUUGUUUGUUAAAUUUUACUUUUUAUUGACUUGUUGUUCCUCUGUGUUGGCAGGAUCGAUACUUGAAUUAUUUCAUUGGAGGUGCUACCGUCAUUUUAGUUUCUGUAAGUACUAUCCUAGGCCAGAAAAGCAAAACACUCAUGUAUUGUAUCCUCAUUUUUCAAAAGAUACAAGUAACAUACACUGUAUCAGUAGAUGAACCAUUAAAAUGUAAAUGUAUUACACUAGUUUAUGUGUUAAGUCAGCAAUAAUUUUGUUUUGCGAUAGACCAUUUUACAGUUGUGGACUUAGUACCCUAGCCUUCGGGUGAAUGUGAGGCUGAGGGUGGCCUUGUUUUGAUACAAACCUCCUUUGCUUUGUUAUGGAAAUUGUCCUUGAAAAAAUACUGGUUAGCAUAAGAAUAACUUGAUUAACAUAGUAAAGCAGGAAGGUUUGUAUCAAAACAAGGUCACCGUCAGCCAUCCAUAACUGUAAAAUGGCCUAUUCUUGAGUCUCAUAAUGCAAGCCACUCAAAUCUUGAGUCGCAUUCAGAUAUACCGCUUUAUUAAAGAGCCAGCUGCUAGCUAAUUUUACUGAUUGAAAGAGAGUUUGUCACUGGCUUAAAUUAUUCUGGAAAACAAAACCACGGAGUAAUUGACUAAUAAAUAUCACGUGUAAAGCCUUGUUGGUUCCUUAGUUUUUCAGUCCUAAACAUGAUAAUAUUUUAUCCUUCUUUUCCAGGAGACGCUUAUUAGUUCAUUGAUUUUCCCGGACUUUCCUCCUGCUGCCAUAAAUGUAUUUCUUGCCUUUAUUAUUGCAUUAAUCUGUGUAUCAGAACUUACGCUGGUGAGUAGAAUCAAUAAGGAAAAUUUGAAAGCAAUUGAUAUUUACUUACAUGUAGCAGAUACUUUUCCCAGUAAUCUGACUGGUCAACUUUGUCUAAGUAGCCCCGGGUUACAGUAGUCGCACCGUAUAAACUGCCAGAAAACUGCUACAUUACCAGGUCAAACUUCUCAAGAUUACUCAAGACAGAUCCUUGCUAUAAUGAAGUUCAUACCAAGACCAAGACCUAGAUUGUAUACCAAGGCCUACGGAGAUAGAGCAUGCACUGUUCAUGCACCAAGAGAAUGGAACUUAAUACUCUAUGAAAUUCGGAAUUCCAACACCAUCUCGAGUUUCAAAAGAUCACUUAAGACAUACUUGUUUACUAAAUUCUGUAAUAACAGAUCAUUGUUUCUCAGGGGCGGAUCUAGGGGGAGGGUGCAGGGGGUGUGCACCCCCCCCCCUAAGAUGACCUGCGGUUUUCUAAUACAACUGGUAUUUUGCAAAAAAAAAAAAUUNUUUUUUCCUUUUUUUUACUCAUUAUAAAUAUAAUUAGGAUAUGGCUGUAAAUUUGUAAAUAUUUAUCAAUAAUGUUUUUUACAUGACUGUAAAGCUCCUUGAACAUAGGAUAAGAGCGCUAUAGAAAUAAAGUUAUUUAUUUAUUUAUUUAUUUUAUUUAUACCUAUAGCAGAAAAGUCAUAUGCAGCAUUUUGCCCUCCUUGCUAAUCCAAAUUCAUCUUCUUGACAAGUGGUCUCUUUUCUUUUCUUUCCAGAUAUAUUGGUACAGACAAGGUGAUGUUGAUCCCAAGUUUAGAAAGAUGAUUUACUUCAACUCAUUCACAACUGUUUUGCUUUGCAUAUGUGCAAAUGUUUACUUUCACAAAAAAUGGACUAAUUGUCCUGACAAUAGCUGA
Molecule: messenger RNA, 2419 nt
Organism: Porites evermanni
Lineage: Eukaryota; Metazoa; Cnidaria; Anthozoa; Scleractinia; Poritidae
Source: the annotation of a GenBank genome assembly